CAGUUUUUAUUGUUGUUGACGUUGACAUGACGUCACAUCCUGUUUGUGCGCUAGUGAGGAGCUGAAGGCCUGAAGCCUAAAAAAACUCUAAAGAAGGUUGAUAAAGUAAAACUUAGAGCAGAACGGCGUGGAGGAGUGUUGAGCUGUGGUGCUGUGUGCACAUGUGUGUCUUUGUUGCUGGUUGUGUUCACUCAUCUCACAGUUGCCUGCUGAUCCUCGACACCUUCGCUCACAAUUGUGCACACAGUGACACACAGACGCACACUGAGACACACACAAACACAGCAUGAAUGAGGUUAGCGUGGUCAGAGAAGGUUGGCUCCACAAGAGAGGUGAAUACAUUAAGACAUGGAGGCCGCGGUAUUUUAUCCUAAAGAGUGAUGGGUCAUUUAUCGGUUACAAGGAGAAACCUGAUGUGUCCGAUCCCAACAUGCCCCCACUCAACAACUUUUCUGUAGCAGAAUGCCAGCUGAUGAAGACCGAGCGGCCACGUCCCAAUACCUUUGUAAUUCGCUGCCUUCAGUGGACGACGGUUAUUGAGAGAACGUUCCACGUGGACAGUAAUGCUGAGAGGGAGGAGUGGAUUCGGGCAAUUCAGGCUGUAGCAAAUGGACUGAAGACGCGAGAGGAGGAGGAACCGAUGGACAUUAACUUCAGUUCAUCAGGAGACAGCAGCAUGGAGACAUCUUCAGGAAAAUCACGCAGCAAAGUGACAAUGAGUGACUUUGACUACCUGAAGCUGCUGGGUAAGGGCACAUUUGGGAAAGUGAUCCUGGUCAGAGAGAAAGCAACAGGUGUGCAUUAUGCCAUGAAGAUUCUGAGGAAGGAGGUCAUCAUUGCUAAGGAUGAGGUGGCACACACGGUCACAGAGAGCCGGGUGUUGCAGAACACCAGACACCCCUUCCUUACGACACUAAAGUAUGCGUUCCAAACACACGACCGACUCUGCUUUGUCAUGGAGUAUGCUAACGGAGGCGAGCUUUUUUUCCACUUGUCCCGUGAACGCGUUUUCACGGAAGAUCGAGCACAGUUUUAUGGAGCAGAAAUCGUUUCUGCGCUUGAGUAUCUGCACUCACGAGACGUGGUCUACCGAGACCUGAAGCUGGAGAAUCUUAUGCUGGAUAAGGAUGGACACAUUAAAAUCACAGAUUUUGGUUUGUGUAAGGAGGGAAUUACCAAUGAAGCCACCAUGAAGACUUUCUGUGGAACUCCAGAGUACCUUGCACCCGAGGUACUGGAGGAUAACGAUUAUGGGCGGGCAGUAGACUGGUGGGGUUUGGGUGUGGUCAUGUACGAAAUGAUGUGCGGUCGACUGCCUUUCUAUAAUCAGGACCACGAGCGGCUGUUUGAGCUUAUCCUAAUGGAAGAGAUCAGAUUUCCCCGGAACCUGUCACCUGAUGCCAAAAGCCUUCUCGCUGGCUUGCUCAAGAAAGACCCGAAACAAAGGUUGGGAGGAGGUUGUGAAGACGCCAAAGAAGUGAUGAAUCACAAGUUUUUCUCCUCCAUCAACUGGCAGGAUGUACUGCAGAAAAAGCUCACGCCUCCUUUCAAGCCUCAGGUAACAUCAGAGACCGACACUCGCUAUUUUGACGAGGAAUUCACUUUGCAGACCAUCACUGUCACACCACCUGACCAGUAUGAUAGUUUGGAUGCGGAGGACUCAGAUGCGCGCACACACUUCCCUCAGUUCUCUUACUCUGCCAGUGUACGGGAGUGAAUGAGAGACCUACACAGACAAACACACACUCACCAGCAAACCAGAUAUCGUUGCAGCACACACAUGUACACACACACAUGCGCACACAAGCACACAUAUUGCCUCACCAGCAACCUGGACACCAUGUUAACACCCAUUCAUACACAAACUGUUACCAGCAAACUGGAAACCGUAUACAUGCACACACGCACACAGUCACCAGCAAAUCAAACAUCAAGGCAAUGUACUUACUGCAGUCAGCAGUCUGUUGACCACUGAAGGCCUCAUUAAGCUGCGCCUGCUCCAGAUUGGUCUUCCUGGCUGUCUGUUACACUACACACUUCACAUCUUUUGAAAAAAAUGAUUCAUUGGCUUAUUGUGUUGAACACCUCAGAAAAAAGCAUAUACUGUACACACACACACACACACACACACACACACACACUUGUAUGCACGUUUUAACCAAGUUUGAACAGAACUAGAACUUCAGAUUGUUACAGUUUUUAAAUACAGGGAAAAAAAUGCACGCAUGAAGCCAUCCUGCAGUGCAAGUGCCCUUUUUAUGCAUUCACUUGUUACUGUGGUGUUUCUACAACACAUACUGCUGAUUGUGUGUGUGCGUGUAUAUUGGUUUUGUGUGUGUGUGUGUGUGUGUGUGUGUGUGUGUGUGUGUGUGUGUGUGUGUGUGUGUGUGUGUGUGUGUGUUUUCUGAAUGUACAUCUUUAACUCUGUGUGUGUGAGUUUUGAUUCGAUUUUGUACAGGAACCAUAAGGGCGGGUGGGUAUGUAUGUGUGUGUGUGUGUGUGUGUGUGUGUGUAUGUAUGUAUAUGUAUGCACACAUACAAAUACAGUAGACGUGUAAAGGGAAAAAAAAGCUCUGUGGAUGAGUGUAUGUGUGGAGUGUGUCCAGUUUGUGCACCUGUAAGGCUGUCAUCACUGUGUAACACAGUACAAGCACUGGGAAGAUGUAGUCUUAGUUUUGUUGCUUAGAGAUACCAGAGGUGUCACUCAGCAGGUGUAGCAGAGGAAUCACUAAACCGUGUUGUGCAAACCUCUGCAGAACUUUGCACAGCUUUGCGUGACCACACCCCACAAAUGCAGCCGACCUCCUGUUGUAAAACACCCAGUCACUCAGCUGUACAAUUCUGCAGGCUUUGAUGUAAAGAGAUUUUUAUUAAAUGAAUUUGAAAUGUGUGGCUCUCA
Messenger RNA from Silurus meridionalis, 2899 nucleotides. RefSeq names its product v-akt murine thymoma viral oncogene homolog 2 (gene akt2). The transcript has 14 exons. The record is from RefSeq and is a predicted model, not a curated record. Gene Ontology annotation, biological process: protein phosphorylation. Gene Ontology annotation, molecular function: ATP binding; protein serine/threonine kinase activity. Lineage: Eukaryota; Metazoa; Chordata; Actinopteri; Siluriformes; Siluridae. The coding region runs from base 287 to 1717 and encodes 476 amino acids.